Molecule: messenger RNA, 1826 nt
Organism: Nymphaea colorata (pocket water lily)
Lineage: Eukaryota; Viridiplantae; Streptophyta; Magnoliopsida; Nymphaeales; Nymphaeaceae
Product: rho GTPase-activating protein 5-like
Exons: 5
Coding region: 30-1487 (485 amino acids)
Biological process (GO): signal transduction
Molecular function (GO): GTPase activator activity
Source: RefSeq, a predicted model, not a curated record
GAGGGAGGGGAGAGAGGGAGAAGGAAGGAAUGGUGACUCCAAGAACCGAUGAUGGUGGUGGCGGUAAGAUGGCGGAGGAGCAGCCGAAAGGCGGUGGCGGCAGCUUGCAGGUAUCCUCACUGGUUGCUCUUCUGUUAGCAGCUUUGAGGAGAUCAAUGAUGUCUUCGUGCCGACUGGACCGGAGGCGAGACGGGGACGACGUCGCCGUAGCCGUGACUCUUCGUCCCAUGGAGAUCGGCUGGCCGACGGACGUGAAACAUGUCGCACACGUCACGUUUGAUCGGUUCAAUGGCUUCCUUGGCCUGCCAAUUGAGUUUGAGCUUGAAGUUCCCACAAAGGCUCCCAGUGCAAGUGCAAGAGUGUUCGGAGUUUCAGCCGAAUCGAUGCAAUGUUCUUAUGAUUCCAAAGGAAAUAGUGUGCCAACCAUCCUUUUGCUGAUGCAGGAGCAUUUGUACAUGGCAGGGGGCCUUAAGACGGAAGGCAUAUUUCGUAUUAAUCCAGAAAAUAGUGAGGAGGAGCACGUGAGAGAGCAGCUGAACAAAGGAACUGUGCCAGAUGACAUAGAUGUUCAUUGUUUGGCAGGUUUGAUAAAGGCUUGGUUUAGAGAGCUUCCUGAAGGUGUUCUAGAUGGCCUUUCUCCGGACCAAGUUCUUGAAUGCAAGACGGAAGAAGACUUCGUUGAACUCGUGAAGCUGCUUGGUCCAACACAGGCUGCACUUCUUAACUGGGCAGUGGAGUUAAUGGCUGACGUUGUUGAAGAAGAAGAUAUGAACAAGAUGAAUGCGAGAAACAUUGCAAUGGUUUUUGCGCCAAACAUGACCCAGAUGUCGGAUCCAUUAACAGCCCUGAUGCAUGCUGUCCAAGUUAUGAAUUUUCUCAAGACAUUGAUCCUGAGGACUCUUCGGGAACGCCAAGAGGUUGCCAUGACAGGAGGAUACUCGACAUUAACUUCCUCCCCAGAUCAUCAAGCUGAAGAUGGUAGCUGCAACAGUGAGCAGGACACUGGCAGCAGCUAUGACGAGAGAGAAUACACAUCCGAUGAGGAUCAGGCAGACUACAGUCACACUAGUGGGGAUGAAGGCGAGUCACUGAAUGACAUAGAGGAAUGCUUCUUGAGGCAGCUGGAUCAAGAGCACCAUACAGAUGAUGAUGCCUGUGAAGAUUUGGUUGUCUAUGGAGAAGGUCACGUUAGUCCAAAAACACCCAACAGAAGUUUCAGAAAGCAGGCACAAGCAGAGAACACAGCCUCUGGCUCUAGUGGGUUCAGCUUCAACACACAGUCUGCUCUAUCAGUAUCUAACAAACAAAGUCCAUCCUUUAGCACAAGUGAAGAUGAGGAAGAAGAUGACUUCAGUACCAACCCUAUCACCAGCGGCAAUGUGGAAAAAAUGAAUUGUGCAGAAGAAAAGAAAGAAAAAGAGACAAAUGAACUUUGUGUAACGCCAUCAACAGAGUCUCUUCCUACCCCUAACCAGUGUGCAGGUUGAGGUGACUACUGGAUUGUCUUUGGUUAUAAGCAAGUCAUAAGAAAUUGGCUUUGUGUUUGGGCGCAGUUAUUGCUGCUGCCUUGUACAUUUAUCUUUGUCAUGACUGGCUUUUUCGUCAAAAAAAGCCAUCGGGGAGUGGUUGCGUCUUGUGUUGUAGGAUUAACCUGGUUUUUCUGGUUUCAUGUUUGUCCUAAUUUACUGGCAUGACUUUGUCUUGAAAAUGUGUCACCGUCGUCGAAAGCCACGCCCCUUGUUGCUGUAUUUUGAACUCUGUACCACACAUUGGAAACAUGAAAUAGAGAUUCACCGCCCGAUGUUCAUGCUGAUUGAGAAUGCUAA